Aegilops tauschii subsp. strangulata is the source of this 1209-nucleotide messenger RNA. Its product is annotated as MADS-box transcription factor 13. Gene Ontology annotation, biological process: positive regulation of transcription by RNA polymerase II. Lineage: Eukaryota; Viridiplantae; Streptophyta; Magnoliopsida; Poales; Poaceae. Gene Ontology annotation, cellular component: nucleus. The record is from RefSeq and is a predicted model, not a curated record. Gene Ontology annotation, molecular function: DNA-binding transcription factor activity; RNA polymerase II transcription regulatory region sequence-specific DNA binding; protein dimerization activity.
GCUCCGAUGAACCCGUCUCUUACUUUACCUCCUUGGAGGAAAACCCAACUGGAGCCCCUCCUUUUUCUGCCUUCGGCUUGGGUCCUAUAUUAUAAACCAAAGGGAGGAAGGACAGCUAGCUAGCUGUAUCAGAGAGCCCCAUACCUAGUCGAUCGUCUGCUCUCUUCUGCCUAGCUAGAGUUCCGGGCUGAGACUAAGAAGAGGUCGAGAUGGGGAGGGGAAGGAUUGAGAUCAAGAGGAUCGAGAACACCACUAGCCGGCAGGUGACCUUCUGCAAGCGCCGGAACGGGCUCCUCAAAAAGGCCUACGAGCUCUCCGUCCUGUGCGACGCCGAGGUGGCGCUCAUCGUCUUCUCCAGCCGCGGCCGCCUCUACGAGUACUCCAACAACAGUGUCAAGGCUACAAUUGACAGGUACAAGAAGGCACAUGCUUGUGGCUCAACCUCUGGGGUACCUCUCAUAGAAGUCAAUGCUCAGCAAUACUACCAGCAAGAAGCUGCAAAGCUGCGCCACCAGAUCCAGAUGCUGCAAAGCACUAACAAGCACUUGGUUGGUGAUUCUGUUGGGAACCUGUCACUCAAGGAGCUGAAGCAACUCGAAAGCCGGCUUGAGAAAGGCAUUGCGAAGAUCAGGGCCAGGAAGAAUGAGCUCCUAUCUUCUGAGAUCAACUACAUGGUCAAAAGGGAGAUAGAGCUUCAGAGUGACAGCAUUGAUCUCAGAACCAAGAUUGCGGAGGAGGAGCAGCGGUUGCAGCAGGUGACUAUCGCCAGGCCCUCGGUGGCGCCGGAGCUGAACCCUUUCACCGCACUGGACAUGAAGUGCUUCUUCCCUGCCAACCUCUUCGAGGCGGCGGUGCAUGCGCACGCGCAGGCACAGGCUCAGGCUCAGGCUCAGGCCUCGCUUCAGCUGAACCUAGGCUACCAGCAGCUUGCUCCACCGGGCGCCGGCGAUGUGGCUCAUCAGUUCUAGUCAACCUGCAGGAGCUCUUGCUUGACUACACACACUGCAAUAAAACUGGAAAGUCGUCGGCAGUGUUAUCAGUACUCAACUGUUCCGGUCAAACCGUCUGGCUAAGAUAUAUGUGUGCUAAGUUUUAUUGUCUCAAGUACCUCUAAAUUUGCCGCUGGUGUAGAACCAAAUUUCUGAGAUAAAACCUAUUGAUUAAUAAUUAUUUUUUUCCUUUUCUUUUUUGAUGAAAAGGAGGUCGAAA